Molecule: messenger RNA, 1861 nt
Organism: Oryzias latipes (Japanese medaka)
Lineage: Eukaryota; Metazoa; Chordata; Actinopteri; Beloniformes; Adrianichthyidae
Source: RefSeq, a predicted model, not a curated record
GCCCACUCUGAAAUCCCCACUCACUCUCACUGCGAGUCUCUUUUUAGUUUGCACAUGGAUCCAUUCACAAAUCUACAAAUGUUUUUUUUGUUGAGCGCGCAGACACCGCGGGGUGGUGAUCGGUGGAUGGAUCAGCGCGCGUGCGGCCGAUCAGCUCCCUGACGCUUCUGAUCAACUUGUUGCGCAGCUGCUAUUAUUUCUGACCUGCCCUGUGGUCCACCGCUGCUGCAGAACCACGCUCUCGUGGAGUGACAUGAUCGGAGCGCCGUGGAAAGCGCUUCACCUUCUCCAUAAAGGAUAGUGUCAACGUGGAUUGAUUUUAUCGAGCCUUUUUACUAUGACAGAAGGGACGGGGGAUGCGAGUCAUGAUGAGCUGGACGCGUCCUUGUCCCGGACCGGACUGGAUCCGCAGCCUCCUCUGCCUCACUUUACUCCUAUGGACCAGGCGCGUCACCGGUCUCUCUGACUUUUCAAACUACCUGUCCAGGAUCCUCACCAGCCACUCUGCCCACGCCUGUGAUGGGACGCCCCUGCGGCUCCACUGCCCUCGCCAUUCCACCAUCUCCAUCCAGUCAGCCUUCUAUGGGAGCGGUGAGGUGUGGCCGUGUAGAGUAGAGCCUCCGCUCAGACACCACAACCACAGCUGUGCAGCUUUCACUGCUCUACAGAAGCUCUUGUCAGAGUGUCAGAGCCACAGAGACUGUCAACUGCCUGUAAAUCAUCUGCUGUUUGGGAAGGACCCCUGCCCAGGCACCACCAAAUACCUCCAUGUGGAAUACAAGUGUAAACCUGCUGAACACAAAAGACUGUUGGUAUGUGAGGGAGAGACCAUGCUCCUGCACUGCAAGCCUCCCAGGGUGCUGAACAUCUACGCAGCUGUCUACGGCAGACGUCUGGGUCAGACGGACACCUGCCCCUCUCACCUCUCAAGACCACCGCCAUUUGCUAAAAGUAUAAGAAGAGGAGGAAAUAUUGUAUUAUUGUCAAGCCAAACCCUAGAGUGCUUGAACCAUGAGGCCCUGCACAAGGUGUCAAAGUCCUGCUAUGGCAAACAAAAGUGCGCCGUUACCGUCGGCAACCAGACCUUCAGGGAUCCUUGCUUUCCAGGAACCAGGAAGUACCUUACUGUGCUCUAUUCUUGUGCAGUUCCACAGACUUUAUUAAAGGAGGCAGAUCCAAGCUUUUUAAGUUCCACCACCUUUCCUACAACAACAAAAGAUCUGGAGGAUCCUGGAGGAGCAAUGAUGAGCAACUCCCUCCUAACUUACACCUACAUCAGAGAGCACCCAGAAAUGGCAGCUCUGCUCUUCACCUCCAGUGUGUGCAUCGGCCUUCUCUUCACGCUGCUGGUUCUGUCGGUGCGUGUGACCUGCAGAGGGCGACAGCUCAGAGGUCACCCAGUCACGACAAACAAGCCUGGAAGCCAGGCUGUCUCCUGUGAGGACCAUGAGGAAGAUGAUGGAGCUGAAAAAGAAGAUGACACGGUCACCGAGGGUUCUUUACUUUCCGCCGCAGAAAGGACGGCCAUAUACGGUUGGGAAGACGUGACUUAUGUGAGCGAAGCAGCUGAAAUGGCUGAGAGGAUUGAGCGCCGAGAGAUGAUAAUUCAAGAGAUUUGGAUGAACUCUUACCUGAACGGCAGCUCCUGUUAAUCCCAUCAAUUUUAUAGAUUAUUACGGGAUAAUCCACAGCAUGUCAUGGGUUCACACCACAAAAAACGUUUUACUUUGUAAAGGAUUUCUCAUUUUCAUAAAGACUGUAAAUUAUUUUGUAAUUAAUCAACAAAGUUGCAUAAAGUUGGAAUAAGUUGCUAGAAUAUUGUAUUAUGUAAAGGGUAAUUAAAAAUAUUGAUUUAAAUAGA